Messenger RNA from Hydractinia symbiolongicarpus, 1254 nucleotides. RefSeq lists its product as uncharacterized. The transcript has 5 exons. The record is from RefSeq and is a predicted model, not a curated record. Lineage: Eukaryota; Metazoa; Cnidaria; Hydrozoa; Anthoathecata; Hydractiniidae. The coding region runs from base 265 to 1083 and encodes 272 amino acids.
GAAACUAAGCAUCCCAGCGCAAGUCAUUUAUUUCUUGUAAAUUCUAAAGUUGUGUUUCCAGUUUUUUGUGUAAUGUAGAUGAUUGGUACUGCACACUGGAAAAAUAUCGUGUAAUAUUUUGAUGAAUAUCUAAAUACUCACCUUAAAGUGUAUGGUACUAUAGUUCAACAAAAAUCAAAACAUCUUAAAAGUUUGUAUUUAUGUGCUGAAACUUGUCGAAAGAAGAAAAUGCUGGGAGUAUAUUUGUAAACACACGUUAAUCAAAUGCUUUGGAUAAUUUGCACGUUGUUAUGGAGUUUCUCCAUACGUCAAUGCACAUGUGGUACUAUAUCAUGCACAAUACGAAAAAUUAGCGAAAGUGUGAAUCAUAAUAUAUCUUUGACAUGGAAAGUCAUACCCUCAGCAGGCGAAAAGAUACACGAAAUUUCGAUCUAUGUCUUACCAGAGGGUGACACUGUUUAUCCUGAAAAGAAAUAUAAUUCCAGCAUAUCUGUGCAAGUUAAGUUGCCAUACGUGUAUCUGAACUUCACCAAGCUACAAUACGCAAGCCCUCAUACCUACCAACUCCAUGUUGGGUUCUCUCGCAACAGCACGGAUAUGAAGUCGCAUCUUGAUAAAUCAACUGAACUUUCCAAUGUACUAGCUCCGUGUUACCACGAAUUAAAGAAAGACAAAAAGGUGGUUCGAAAAAAACUAAAAAACAAAAUCGAAGACCUCCUAACACCUGUUGUAUUUGGAGUGAUCUCUAUUUUAAUUGUCUUCGUUCUUGCAACCUACUUGUAUAAAGUUUUAAAGAAUCAACGAUUGAUACCAUCACCUCUGCAGGAGUACUCUUCUCUCACCCUCAAUAGUAAUAUGCAGCCAAAUACUCAAUAUGCGGAGCUUAACCCGCGACCACUCCCGCCACUACCAACACCAAUAAGCCCCUAUGCUGAAGCUACAAUUGUCGAUGACGGCUGGAGUCAAUACGAAGUGUCACCAGUAGAUGUUUAUGGACAUGAAACUAGGCUGAAUCAUCAUUAUACAGAGGUUAAUAAUCAUUUGAGACGUCUGUUUUCGAACGGUAAUGAAGUGGCAAUAUAAAUAUUUAUAGUUAUUAUAUAUAACUAGUCGUUAACCCGUGAAACAAUCCACGGGAAUUAGCUGACGUAAUUAUAUUUCGCGCAUCUGUUAAUUAAAAUAUUUCGCGCAUCUGUUAUGAAAUUACUCUGCGGUAGUCAUGGUCCCUGGAAAUAUACACAGAAGCAGUGUAAA